AUGUUCAAUAACAUUGACAUGGAACAAUGCGGUGGAACAAACGGUACGUCAAAACUUUCCCCACUUGGCGAGAGUGAUAAUAUUAUAGAAGUAUCUCUUGCCAAAAAAAAAAUAUGUGGGCAUAUUCAAAAAGUAAGUCUUAAGAACAGGGUUAAGGAUGUUGCCGAUUACAUUAGAUUAAAAUACCCAUCUAUAAUAAACGAAUCUGUUAAAAUGUCUGAUCCGAGAAUAAUAGAUAUUUGCAAAGAGGUAUUUAAAACUAAAAAUAUCAAAAAACUAAGCAAGGACGUAGUAAAAGCAUUGUCAGCGAGCAACUCAACGCUGUGUAAACUCAUUAAAGGAACUACAGAAAAUAAUAUCCCUACAAACAUAAACUGUUUAAUACCUUACAAAAAUGAGUUGGUACUACGUCCGUAUCGAGCUGUAAAUGAAAUUUGUAGUCUGAAAAAAAUUACGAAAAGUAAAAAGAACAUAAUGCGUUUACUCCGUAAGAGUGAAAGGUCUCAUCAAAUAAACGAGGAAAUCUCUAAAUCUGUAAAUUGUGGUGAAGGCGUACAUACAUUUUUGCCGGUACACAUCAGUGAGUCUAACGUUGACAACAAUUUAGAUGUCUGUGACAGAGUAGUGGAAAUCGGUCAACACUCAAACAUAAGUUGUGAGUCAAAUAAACUAGGAUUCCACGACAAUUACGAAAAAUUGACGGUCAACAAUUCAGGUAAGAAUCCUUAUGAAAAUGAAAACAUAACAGUGUUGACAAGCUGCAAUAGAGAGUCUGAUACAAUUGACACAUCCUCAAAUGAAAUACUGAAAAGGGAUGUUAGGCGAAAACUAGAUUUUAAAGUACACUGUGACACAGAGUCAGAGACUUCAAAGUGUACAGUGAUAAAGCAAAGAAAUGAAACUUUUGAGAUUGAUGAUGGUGUAUGCAAACUUGAUUGGACCUCUGACGAUUUGAACAAUAGUUUCCUUAGAUGUGGUGAAAUUCAAACGAUUGAAGAGACAAAUGACUCUUUGGUUGCUGACUGUUCUAAUAUUAUCACUUCUACUCCAAUAAGGUUAGAAGUAGACAUUUCCAGGCAACAGGCAUUUACACAUUCACCGCAAGCCGUUAAUUUUAGUUAUCAUAAAAGUUAUGUUGACGGUAAUAAUUGUUCUCCUAUGAAAUCUAUAGUGCUACCAAAUGAGGCGGAGGUGAUCGACGCUGUAACUCCAAUAAAACUGCCUGGAACUAUUGUCGCUUGCAGCACUCCUGAGGCAGAUGCAAAAGCACUUCCCAAGAAUUCUAAAAACAUAUUUCCUUUGACAAUACGUGGUGAUCUAGAAAAUAAAAAAGAAAAAAGAUAUAAUUUUUCAUAUCUUAACACCAUAGAGGGAACUUUUGAGUUAUCUAUUUGUGAAUGGAAUGAACUUGAAAAGUUGUCUAAUGAACAUGGUAGAAUGUCCUUAGACCUUAGAAAUAUGUUAAUUAGAGAUAAGUUUGUAACCGUUAAUAACUCUUGUGUUCUGUCCAUAAAAAAUGUUAAUAAAAAUAGCAGCGGUGAAUUCACUAGCAUUUAUGGUUACUGCAGACACAAUACUUGUAAAAGUUUUAAGUUUGAUUUUGAAAAAAAAACUGAAAGUGCAGUUAAGGUAUAUGUACUUAGCAAUCAAAUAAACUAUAGCCAUGGUGGAAAAUUAACAAACUUUCUUAGAGGACCGGAGCGAAUGAGUUAUCGAAAAGAGGCGGGUCACAUAAAACCGUUGGCUUUGAGGCAAAAACAUGUUAUGAAAUCUUCUCCUAGCAAAAUAAAACGAGGGAACCUUCAACAAAUAAGGUCAACCAGUGUGUAUAACAGAGUGUCACACGAGACUUUGAGUAAGUUUGAUUUCGAUAGCGAUGACAGAGUAGAUAUGGUACAAAUGGCUUCUGUAAACUCGGAAUUUGUGAAAUACGUAUCACACCCUCAAAGUCAUAACUUUGAAUGUUACAUUUUCAGUAAAGAACAAUUGAUGGUUUUGAAUAAACUAAAGCCAGUCACAUUACAUGUUGACGCGACGGGUACAGUCAUAAGACCUACUACGUUAAAAAAAAAACAAGAAAAACGUUUAUUGUACUAUGCGGCAGUAAUAAAAGCAAACGAUCACAUGAUGCCAGUUGCGGAAUUCAUAAGUACCGAUCAAUCGACAACAGCUAUUUCCAGUUGGUUAUAUGCAUUUAAACGGUUUGCAACAGAACACGGCUUUGACGUGUCAGAUUUAAUUGCGAAUGUUACUAGUGAUUUCUCUACGGCAAUAAUCAAAUCGCUGGCACAGGCUUUUAACGGGUGCAAAGAUGUCAUUGACUACCUAGAUCAAUGUUAUGAUUACUUGUACGAAAAUAAACAAAUGAAAUCAAAAAUCAUACUCAAUUUGUGUUGCUGUCACUUGGUGAAAAACAUUUCAGACGACGUGUUCAAGUACUAUGGUGCAGUUGGCAAAAAUAAUAAAAACAAAGAUCUUGCACGUAUCAUUGUUGGUUUUGUAACACCAGCAUUCGACCUGAAAAUCGCAAAUGAUUUGGAUAAAUGGUUUAAAGCACCUUUGCACUGUUAUACUUUCACCUUACCAAAAUGGCGAUGUCCAGAAAUCCGUCGACUACCUGCUUAA
This is a messenger RNA of Macrosiphum euphorbiae (potato aphid), 2625 nucleotides long. Lineage: Eukaryota; Metazoa; Arthropoda; Insecta; Hemiptera; Aphididae. The record is from the annotation of a GenBank genome assembly.